AUGAACUCCCUCUUCAACUCGGCUCUGAAGCAGUCGUCUGCAAUUCGCCGUGAUCUAGACACCUUCUCCCAGUCCCCGCAGACCUCUUCUCCCGCUCUACAGGGCCAGAUCGCCGCAUCUUUGUCGUCCUUGUCUCGCACCGUCGAUGACUACUCAGCCCUUUCCAAAAAGGAGCUUAUUCCCGAAAAACAGCAAAAGGCCUUUGAUCGAGUCAAGAACUUCCGUGACGAACUGGGCGACUACCGCGCACAAUUCGACCGGCUGCGCAAAGAACGCGAGGAUGCACAAUCGGCCACCAAUCGCAAUGAACUUCUAGGCCGUCGCCCGCACCACGCUGCUACACCCGAGAAUCCGUACGCUCAGUCUUCGCUUCCGCAAACCACGUCCGCCUUUGCGCCGUCCUCCGGCCUGAGUUUUGGCGCGGGCCCGGCAGACCAGAGCAGAGAAAGCCAUGCCCUACGCGAGCAAUCAUUUUUCUCCAACACCAAUAACCAGCUGGAUGACUUCUUGGACCGAGGGCGCGCAGUCCUGUCCGACCUGGGCCAGCAGCGGGAGGUCCUGAAGGGUACCCAACGGAGGCUCUAUAGCGUAGCCAACACGUUGGGAGUAAGCGGAGAUACUAUCCGGAAGGUGGAGCGACGGGCACGCCAGGACAAGUGGAUAUUCUGGGGCGGCGUCAUCGUCUUCUUCCUGUUUUGCUGGGCUGUAUUGCACUUCUUGCGGUGA
Messenger RNA from Penicillium cinerascens, 726 nucleotides. Its product is annotated as golgi SNAP receptor complex member 2 family protein. Lineage: Eukaryota; Fungi; Ascomycota; Eurotiomycetes; Eurotiales; Aspergillaceae. The coding region runs from base 1 to 726 and encodes 241 amino acids. Gene Ontology annotation, cellular component: ER to Golgi transport vesicle membrane; late endosome membrane; endoplasmic reticulum membrane. Gene Ontology annotation, biological process: vesicle fusion; endoplasmic reticulum to Golgi vesicle-mediated transport. The record is from RefSeq and is a predicted model, not a curated record. The transcript is spliced from 4 exons. Gene Ontology annotation, molecular function: SNAP receptor activity; SNARE binding.